UUCACAGGUCGUCUGGUGGGUGCCCUGGAUGCGGUGUUGGAUUCCAAUGCCCGAGUUGCCCCAUUCCGGAUAUUGCUUCAGGUCCCCGGAUCUCAAGUUUACUCGAGCAUUGCUUGUGGGGCCACAAUGGAAGAGAUCACACAGCACUGGGAUUGGCUGGAACAGAACUUGCUUCACACUUUGUCCGUGUUUGACAACAAAGAUGACAUAGCUAAUUUUGUCAAGGGAAAAGUAAAGGGUCUUAUUGCAGAGGAAGCUAGCAGUAGGUUGGCUGAACAGGAGGAAGAUCCUGAAAAGUUCCGUGAGGGUUUGGUCAAGUUUGAGAGCAGAUUCAACUUUCCAGAGGCAGAGAAGCUGGUGACCUUUUAUUCAUGCUGCUGUUGGAAAGGCCGAGUGCCACGCCAGGGCUGGCUGUACCUAAGCAUCAACCACAUAUGUUUCUACUCCUUCUUUCUGGGAAAAGAAUUGAAACUGGUGAUCCCUUUGGUUGAGGUCCAGAAACUUGAAAAGACAUCCAAUGUUUUAAUGGCAGACAUCAUUGUGGUCCAUGCACGAGGAAAGGAGCGAGAAUUUUCUAUGUUCCUUGAUAUCAGUGAAGUAUUCCAAAUAAUGGAGCAGCUUGCCGAUGUGACGGUCAGAAGACUGUUGGAUAAUGAAGUAUUUGAACUGGACCCAAAUUUGCAACAGUCCACACAAAUAACAAAGAGGGAUCUGGAAGCAAGAGCACAAAAAGAGUUUUUCCGGGCCUUGUUCAAACUGCCAAGAAAAGAGAAGCUAUACGAUGUUGUGGAGUGUUCACUGUGGACUCCCUUUAGCCGAUGCCAUACACUAGGCAGGAUAUAUGCUUCUGACAGCUACCUCUGCUUCGCCAGCAAAGAAGAUGGAUUAUGUAAUGUUAUUAUUCCUUUGAAGGAGGUAGUGAGUGUGGAGAAGAUGGAGGACACCAGCCUUCUGCCUAAUCCCAUUAUUAUCAGCAUAAGGCAGCAGAUGGCUUUCCAGUUUAUCGAGCUGAAAGACCGAGAGAGUCUGGUUAAUAGUUUACUCCUCAGGCUUGAACAGGUCAACUCCAACACAGUGUCCACGAAAAAACAGAGAUAUGGUUUUCAGUACGGAAGGCUUUGGAAAUAUGAACAUUAUGGUAAACCAAAACAUGGAAAGUGGAAAUGAGAAGGAGAAGUCGUCAACAAAUGGAGAAGCUUUUAUGACUACUUUUCAUCAGACAGGAACUGAGAGCCCGAACACUGAACUGACUCGGGAACAGAUAAAAGAGCGUUUGUGGAAGGAUCAUUUUGCUGAGUAUGGGAGAACUGUUUGUAUGUUCCGUACAGAAAAGAUCCGAAAGCUUGUUGCUAUGGGAAUACCCGAAUCCUUGCGAGGGGAACUAUGGCUCAUCUUCUCUGAUGCAGUAACAGACUUUGCCACUCACCCAGGGUACUACAACAAACUGGUGGAGGAAUCAAUGGGCAGGUGCUGCAUUGUGACUGAUGAGAUAGAACGUGAUCUCCACCGUUCGCUACCGGAGCAUCCAGCCUUCCAGAAUGAAACUGGCAUUGCUGCUCUCAGGAGAGUACUCACUGCGUAUGCCUACAGGAACCCCAAAAUAGGAUACUGUCAGUCUAUGAAUAUCCUGACUUCAGUUUUACUUCUGUAUGCCAAAGAGGAAGAGGCAUUUUGGCUGUUGGUUGCUGUGUGUGAAAGGAUGCUGCCUGAUUACUUUAACCAUAGGGUCCUUGGAGCCCAGGUUGACCAGUCUGUCUUUGAAGAACUAAUACAAGAGAAACUUCCUGAGCUGGCUGAGCAUAUAACUGACUUGUCCACACUGGCUUUCUAUAUCUUUGUCAUGGUUUCUCACCUUAUUCAUCAGUAUUAUGCCCCUGCAGAGUGCAGUGAAUGUUGUGGACUGUUUCUUCUUUGAUGGCAUUAAAGCCAUUUUCCAGAUUGGACUGGCCGUUCUAGAUGCUACCGCUGUGGAGUUGUGCAACAGCAAAGACGACGGGCAAGCCUUAACGAUUUUGAGCAGGUUUUUAGAGCAUGUCAGGAAUGAAGAGAGUCCCUUGCCACAGACUGGAAACUGGCAUAGUAUGCUAAAUAAUGAGCAAGAGGCCUAUCCAAUUACAGAAAUUUCAGAUUUAAUAAGAGAUUCAUAUGAGAAAUUUGGCAACAAUUCUGUGGAACAAAUUGAGAGUUUACGUUGUAAGCAUAGGACCCGUGUACUCCAAAACCAUGAGGACACUACAAAGCAGAAUGUUCUUAGAGUUGUUGCACCAGAUGUUUCAUUUCUUCAUGAAGAUUUAGAAGACCUGUAUGACAUGUUUAAGAGGGAACAUUUCAUCUGUUGUUACUGGGAAGGGAUGUCUUCAUCACUGGCACGCCAUGACCCCAGCAGACCCUAUGCAGAACAGUACAAAAUUGACAGUCGUCAGUUUGUGACACUGUUCAGGCUAUGUUCACCCUGGGCAUGGGGUCCUCACAUAGAGGUUCUAGCUACAAGGAUGUUCCGUCUGCUUGAUGAAAAUCAGGACCAGCUCAUUGAGUUCAAGUCAUUUGCUUGGUGUUUAGAUAUCAUAUACAAUGGUGAGAUGAAUGAAAAGAUCAAACUGUUGUACCGACUUCAUAUACCACCAGCUCUUACAGAGAAUGAUCAUGACUGUCAGUCACCCCUAAAAGGACCACUUCUAUCCACUACAAGACCACUGAAGCUUACAAAAGCAAAUGGAGAGGAAAAAGACUACCAGAAACAACUAAAGCAGAUGCUUAAAGACUUGGCCAGAGAGAAGGAGAAGAACACUGAAAAGGAAAUACCCAAAAUGAUCCAGAGAGAAUUUAUCCAAUUCUGCAAAACUUUAUAUAGUCUGUUUCAUGAAGACCCGGAGGAGAAUGACCUGUACCAAGCCAUUGCCACAGUAACAACACUGUUACUUCAGAUUGGAGAGGUUGGGCAGCGAAGCAUUAGUAUAAGUUCAGGAAGUGCCUCCGAUGAAUUUAUUGAUUCAGAGAACGGUGCCUGCUCUUCAGAUCAAGACUGUGUUUUCUCUGAGACUGCUAGCACUCCAACACAUCCUACUCCAUCCCUGCCACUAAGUGAAGCAGACUGGGUGGUGUCCUUUGAACACAUACUGGCAUCUCUCCUGACAGAGCAAUCACUGGUGAACUUUUUUGAGAAGCCAUUGGAACUGAAACCAAAGUUAGAAAGUGCAAAGAUCAAUCCAUACAGCCUCAGAAUUAAUGGGACAAGCCAGCAGCCCUCCAUGUUAUGCUGA
This is a messenger RNA of Staurois parvus, 3260 nucleotides long. The record is from the annotation of a GenBank genome assembly. Lineage: Eukaryota; Metazoa; Chordata; Amphibia; Anura; Ranidae.